UUCUUUUCUUUAUGACUUACACCCCUCUCCCUUUGCCUCAUUCCUUCUCUUCUCUCUCUCUCUCUCUCUAUAUCUAUUUCUCAACAACAAGUUAUUACCUCUUUGCACUUCAAUUAUAUAGAAUAAGUGUUAGGAUUUAUUCCAUUAUCUUCCUAUAAUAGGGUGGUGUGGAAGAAAUAAAGAGCUUUGUUUUUAUGUUGAUAGAAUUGGAAAAUCCCAAUUAAAGAGAUCAUGACAUGGUGCAAUGACUCAGAUGAUCAAGAUAGGGGCAUUGAACUAAUAACAUCUACUGUUAUUCCUGGAACUAGCAAUGAAAGUACUCUUGUUACAGAUGAUGAAACAAAACCAACCGAAGUUCGAACCCUAACUUGCCCCUCAUGUGGCCAUAACAUUGAAUUUCAAGAUCAGGGUGGAAUCAAUGAACUGCCGGGUUUACCGGCAGGAGUGAAGUUUGAUCCGAAUGAUCAAGAGAUACUUCAGCAUUUGGAAGCAAAGGUUCUGUUUGAUGUGCCCAAACUUCAUCCUCUUAUUGAUGAGUUCAUACCAACACUUGAAGGAGAGAACGGAAUCUGUUAUACACAUCCAGAAAAGCUACCAGGUGUAAAAAAAGAUGGACAGAUCCGGCACUUCUUUCACAGGCCAUCUAAAGCAUACACAACAGGAACAAGGAAAAGAAGAAAGGUUCAAACUGAUGAAGAAGGAAGUGAAACAAGAUGGCACAAAACAGGGAAAACUAGACCAGUUUUUAUUGACGGUGUUAUGAAAGGUUUCAAGAAGAUACUAGUCCUCUACACCAACUAUGGAAGGCAAAAGAAGCCUGAGAAGACCAAUUGGGUGAUGCAUCAAUACCACCUUGGUAGUAAUGAAGAAGAGAAAGAUGGUGAAUUAGUUGUUUCAAAGGUGUUUUACCAAACACAACCUCGACAAUGUGGUGGUAAUAAUUCCAAUAUUAUCAAGGUUACUACUAGUUAUGAAAAUGAACUGAUGAUAAAUCAAGGAAAUGUCCAUGAUGAUAAUGAAGCUCCUCCUAUGGAAUACUACAAUCCUUUCAUAAAUUAUGACCAUGUUGGUCAUAAUUUGGGAAGCUCUGAAUCCCAAUUUAUUCCAAACUUGGUUAUGCAAGGUGAUGGCUCUUCCUUUAUUCGAUUGGCAAUGGAUGCAAACAAAGCUGGGUUGAGCAGAAAUUAGCUAUGUGAAAAACUUCUUCGUAGAUUAUUAAUGUAUAAUGGUGACAAUAUAGCUACAUAGAAGUUGAUGGUUUGUUAGUAUUAUUUAUUAUUAUUAGUAUUAUUUUUCCAAUAAUAUUAUUAUUAUUACUAUUAUUAUCAUGUAUAUUUAUUCUAUAAUUGUAGAAAAAAAAAUUGUAUAUUUAUUCUAUAUAUAUGGAUUUAUAUUAGAGAAAAUUGAGGAUCCAAAAACAUGUGGAAGAAUUGUUUACGUAUUAUUAGAAACUUUAGAUUUAGAGUUUCUCACGUUUAUAAA
Messenger RNA from Medicago truncatula (barrel medic), 1482 nucleotides. RefSeq names its product NAC domain-containing protein 10. Gene Ontology annotation, molecular function: DNA-binding transcription factor activity; transcription cis-regulatory region binding. The transcript has 4 exons. Gene Ontology annotation, biological process: regulation of DNA-templated transcription. The coding region runs from base 232 to 1188 and encodes 318 amino acids. NCBI's taxonomy places the organism in Eukaryota, Viridiplantae, Streptophyta, Magnoliopsida, Fabales, Fabaceae. Gene Ontology annotation, cellular component: nucleus. The record is from RefSeq and is a predicted model, not a curated record.